Panicum hallii is the source of this 510-nucleotide messenger RNA. RefSeq lists its product as uncharacterized. NCBI's taxonomy places the organism in Eukaryota, Viridiplantae, Streptophyta, Magnoliopsida, Poales, Poaceae. The coding region runs from base 61 to 333 and encodes 90 amino acids. The record is from RefSeq and is a predicted model, not a curated record. The transcript has a single exon.
CUUUGGCACGGCGUCCCAUCACGCAACUAGCAGCAGCAGUGGUCGACUCGAGCGAUCGCCAUGGAGGCGGAGGCGGAGGCGAAAGCGAAGGCGACCGCCAGCGGCAAGGACCCGCGUCGUCCCCACGGUGAGCCGCCGCCAGAGGCUGCGGAGGCGAGCAGCAAGCGCGUGGAGGGCGGAGGCGACGGUGCCAGCCGGAGCACGGCGAAGCGGGAGGCCGAGCAGGCGGCGGCGGUGGAGGCUGGUGAGGGCGUUACAAAGCCGCUGCCGCUGCGGCACGAGCGAGUGCCGCAGCCUCGCGACGUCUACAACGAGCAGCUGGAGCGGCUCUGAGCGGGUAUGGUGCCGCAGCCACGGAGCUUCGCUCCCAUUCCCAUCACAGAUCCUACUUUCCCCCAAUCCCCACGCUGCUCCUUUGAUAUAUUGUUACAGCAGUAGCUACAUACCAUCUAUGUAUACCAUCUAUGUGUACACGCGAAUUGUAUGUAUGUGUACCAUCGAUUCUAACUC